AUGGACGAUGUAGUCGAGAUAGUGGAGCCUCCCGUCUCAGGCGCACACCCCUUUCGCUUCAUCAGAUCCAUCGCUGGCCGCAAUGACGCUCUGUUUGACUACGACGGUGUGCUUGUGCAGGCAGUCUAUUUCUACUCCAUCCUCCUGGUACACAAGUCCAUCGCAGAAAGCCAGAUACGCCAGACCCCUCACGGAUGUAGUAUACAUGUAGUACAAGAACACGGUGAAGACAAACCAGACACCUCUUUGGUGAAGCAGGCGGUGGAGAAGAUGUUGACUGUCAAAGGGAUCGCUCAAGCGCACGUGAUAGUGACUGUGGUCGAAGGCAUACCCAACACCCCGAGACACACAAGGUGCAGCGUUUCAUUCCGUUACCGAAAGGUUCGCGAGGAAAGGAAGCGAAUUAACGCGUUGGGUGUGUGAGGCUGUAGGGAGUGAUUGUACCACCAAUCAUACCAGGUGCAUUGAUGGAACCACCGGCUAUAGAUGAGGGGG
Molecule: messenger RNA, 495 nt
Organism: Sphaeroforma arctica JP610
Lineage: Eukaryota; Ichthyosporea; Ichthyophonida
Exons: 2
Coding region: 1-423 (140 amino acids)
Source: RefSeq, a predicted model, not a curated record